CGGCUGCAGAGCUUCUUCCCACUAGCGCAGAGAUAGCGGCCUUGGCAGGGGGGAGGAGCUGGAGGGGCGGCUUUUUAAACGGAGGCAGGAGCGGCAAGGUGAGAGUGUAGGAAAGAGAUCGAUGGGGGAGCAGGCAGAGCUACUUACGGGGCUCACCUUUUCGGGGAGCUGAAUUCGAGGCACCGUCUACCAAAGGGUUGUUUGGCGCCAGAAUUUGAGUGGCUUUCCUCACUUACUGCAGCACCGGACAACAGGAGGGGAUGGCAUCUCUCACACAUUUCUUACUGGUCCCCACACGCCUGAUGCUGAAGGUCUUUAAUGUUAUGUCCCGGCUGUCUAUGUAUAGUGCCGGUUCCCUUGCUGCUGUCUUCUACUGUUGGUGGGCCCUAUGGCAGGUGGUGUCUAAGGGCCCUUUCCAGGUGCUCCGCAAGAAGAGGCGGGGGACUCCACCAAGAUGCCUCACUGAUGCCUUGCAUGGGGAGCAUGGCUUUGUCACAGUAAAAAACUCAGGGCUGCGUCUCCACUAUGUUGCUGCUGGCGAGGAAGGAGCCCAGCUGAUGCUUUUCUUGCAUGGAUUUCCCCAGAACUGGUUUGCAUGGCGCCAUCAAUUGCAGGAGUUUAAGCGGGCAUUUAAGGUGGUAGCCCUCGAUUUGCGGGGCUAUGGCUCUUCCGACGCACCAGCUGGUUCUGAGCACUAUCGGAGGGAAGCUCUGCUGGCAGAUGUACAUGGUGUCAUUGAAGCUCUGAGCCCCAGUGAGAAGAAUGAGAUUUCAAAGUGCAUCCUGGUGGGGCAUGACUGGGGUGGAUCCAUAGCUUCUGAGUUUGCUGCCUGUUACCCCAAUUUGGUGGAAAAGCUUAUUAUUAUGAAUGCUGUUCAACCACAUGUCUUAGCAGAAUAUUUUUCACGAUAUCCCACCCAGAUGCUGCGAUCCAACUACAUGUUCCUGUUCCAGCUGCCAAAGCUGCCAGAGCUCCUGUGGUCCUUAGAUGACUUCUAUCUAAUCAAGUCUGUUAUGACUAGCAAGAAGACGGGAGACCAGAAUCAUAUGACAGAGGAGGAGUUGGAGGCUUACCUGUAUGGCCUUUCGAAGGACAGGGGUCUAGAACCACCCAUGAAUUACUACAGGAACAUGUCCACUUGGGUUCGUGCAAAGUGCAAGGAUAUUGUGGUGCCCACCCUGCUGAUCUGGGGAGAAAAGGAUGUAUUCUUGGAAAAAGGGCUUGUCAUACCCAUGGAGCAGAAGGUGUGCAAGAACAUCAAGGUGCAGCUCAUCCCUGAAGCCGGCCACUGGGUCAGUGAGGAGCAACCUAAGAAAGUCAAUCAACUGAUGUGGGCUUUCCUCCUUCAGAGAAACUGAGACGGAAUGAGGCAGUGACUGCUCUGUGUACUACAAGCAUUCCUAUCACCCAGCAUGCAGGAAAUUACAAGAACAGCCAUUUGACUUGACACUGGAGAUCUGGUCCUUCUCUGUGCCCACUGGAAUGUUUCUACCCUAUAUUGGAACAUGAGUUCCAUACAGCUUUUAACUGGUUUCGUUCCGUUGCACUACAAUAAAAAGGAUUUGCUUCAGGGUUUAUGA
Podarcis raffonei (Aeolian wall lizard) is the source of this 1580-nucleotide messenger RNA. Its product is annotated as epoxide hydrolase 3-like. NCBI's taxonomy places the organism in Eukaryota, Metazoa, Chordata, Lepidosauria, Squamata, Lacertidae. The transcript has 8 exons. Bases 261 to 1358 code for a protein of 365 amino acids. The record is from RefSeq and is a predicted model, not a curated record. Gene Ontology annotation, molecular function: hydrolase activity.